Ylistrum balloti is the source of this 783-nucleotide messenger RNA. RefSeq names its product elongation factor 1-beta-like. Bases 48 to 722 code for a protein of 224 amino acids. Lineage: Eukaryota; Metazoa; Mollusca; Bivalvia; Pectinida; Pectinidae. Gene Ontology annotation, cellular component: cytosol; eukaryotic translation elongation factor 1 complex. The transcript is spliced from 6 exons. Gene Ontology annotation, biological process: translational elongation. Gene Ontology annotation, molecular function: translation elongation factor activity; guanyl-nucleotide exchange factor activity. The record is from RefSeq and is a predicted model, not a curated record.
CGUGCGGUGUCAAGACCACGUUGGAAUCAUCAGCGGUCGUAUCAAAGAUGGGUUUUGGAGAUCUUAAAAGCCGUGCUGGACAACAAGCAUUGGACGCUUUUGUUGCCGACAAAAGCUACAUUGAAGGAUUCCAGCCCUCACAAGCUGAUGUCGUAGUAUUUGCAGCGCUAUCACAGCCUCCACCAGCUGACCUACCUAAUGCACUGAGAUGGUUCAAUCAUAUUAAAUCUUACAGUGAUGCUGAAAAAAAAGGAUUUGGUGGUCAGAAGAAAGACUUGGCUACAUAUGGACCUGGAGGAGAUGCCAAGCCUGGUAAAGAUGAUGAUGAUGAUGACGAUGACAUUGACCUGUUUGGUUCCAGUGAUGAGGAGGAAGCCGCUGAAGUAGCAGCAUUAAAGCAGAAAAGAUUAGAGGAAUACUCAGCCAAAAAGGCCAAAAAACCAACUGUCAUUGCCAAGAGUAAUAUAGUUCUAGAUAUCAAACCAUUGGAUGAUGAGACCGACAUGGCUGAAGUAGAGCAAAAAGUCCGUACCAUUGCUAUGGAUGGUCUGCUGUGGGGAGCAGCUAAACUGGUUCCUGUUGCAUUUGGCAUCAAAAAAUUACAAAUCGCCAUGGUGGUGGAGGACGCCAAGGUUAGUGUGGAUGACAUCACAGAAAAAAUUGAAGCAGAUUAUGAAGAUUAUGUACAGUCUGUUGACAUUCAUCUGUUCCAGAAGAUAUAGUGUCAAUGAAAACCUGGGUCUAAAGUGCUCUUAAUUUGCCUAUAAUAAAUAAUAAACAACC